AUGGAAACUGAAGAUCACCAUCUUCCUGGCCAGAUUCCUCAAGUUUGUGAAGUUGCUAUUGAAGAGACAUCCGAAUACGAAAGUUCAAAUACCAGAUCUUCGACUAGUCCUUUGAAUCGCAUUUCAUUAAAUUCCGACAUAUCAAAGGCUGUAAGCUCACCAAAGACAAAAACUAUGGCUUCUCGUCCAUCUACUCCUCUUAAAAAAACGAGUGAGAAUGUGAAUGAAAAUAUCGUUCCAAGCAAUGAUGGUCAUCCAACCAUGCGAGAUUCUAGCAAUGACAUUGCAUUCAAAGCCGAAAAUGAUAGUGGUUCAACUGUUACCAUUUCGUCCACCUUAUCACCUUUACAUCCUCCCAUGCAACAGACAUUUAUACAGUCUGAUUCUCCUCGCACGUUAGCAAGUCAAAUGAGAUCUCUUCGACGGAGUAGCAUCACAUUUGCUGACAAAGAGGUACUUAAACCAAUCAAGAGUUCUUCUACUCCUACACAACCGUAUCGCCGACAAACUAUGGAAAGAAAAAGUAGUAAUGCACGUAUGGCAUCACGACUAUCGAGGCAAAUUGGACGUUCGGGAUCAGUGCCAAAGUUUAAAGAACGAGAACCUGUGGUAGAGACUGAUAACCCAGUUGACAACGAAGAAACAGGGGAUAUGGACGAGCUCACGUUUACAUUACCAGAACUAUCUAAAGAUGGAAAUGUUACUGGGCGAACUGUACGAGAAUCGUGGCCAAUUGAUCACGUGAUGGUACUCUACAUGCUCUCACGAUACGCUGUGAGUGCGCGUACAAAAGAAGAAAAAGAAUCAUGGAUUCGUCAAAUCCCGUUGCUUGUGUUAAUGUAUGAAGGAAUUGCAGCUGGGGCUAUCAACUUUGACUAUGCACCAGCAGCAAUGGUAAUAGCUCAAGAAGGACGACCAAAGCGUAUUUGGAUGAACACUACACAAGAUGGUAAAUCUGCAAUCGACGAUCUACGGGAAGCCGAUUUGAUUAAUGGCUUAAAGCUCUCGACCAAAGAUUAUCAUUCUGUCACGGCAUUUCAAGUCUCUUUUCGAGGACUUCAACUGCUGUCUCAAGUUAGUAAAGAGUUGAUUGCAAAGGUCGACUCCUUUAUCUUUGCUCCAAAACCUUAUCGUCGUGAACUUUUGAAAAUUCGGUACAUUCCAAUUCGAGACCCACCAGAUGGACUUACUGCCUCAGAAACAAAUGUUCCGGCGUGGACGUAUACCAACGAAAGUCACGAUAACCUGACGUCAGGAGUCAGCGGAAUAGUUCCGAUUGAUACGAACAAAGAGCCCGAAUUCAAUGAAGAAGGUCGUUUUAUUCUUGAAUCCAUCGGAUAUUUUCGAUAUUCUGGCGUGACGGAAACUGAAGACGUAUCGUACGUCUCAAGUCCUUUUGUUCCACAAUGUGUACGAAGCUUAGAAUCUCAUCAACAAUUAUCCUCCAAUGCUCAUCGAGCGCUGGAAGCUGCCGGUGGACAAUCUAACAUUCGUGAUACUCUUUCCGAAGCAAUUGUUUUAGCUAAUCCAGUCUGUUUAGUUGGUGAGUGGAUUCCAUUUGGUUCAAAUCAAAUUGUUGCUCUCAAUGAACGUCUUGGCUCAAUGGAUCGAUGCCAAGGUGGUUUAUUUACAUCACUUAUUGACGAUCGUCCAACAGAUACGCAGUUUGAAGUCCCUCCUGGUUUAACCGAAGUUCGAAUUCUUGACUAUGAUCCUGUACGAUAUAUCAACUUUGAGGCUGAAAUUAACUUUCCAGAAGAUGACGGAAUUGUACAAGUUGAAAACUUUGGGAUUCACCUGAAUGUAGAUGGCACAAUCUUUUACGGCAUCAAAGUUGAUGCGAUCUUGGACAAACGAGCGGAUCGUAUUUCGGUGGAUUUAUUGUCGCGUUUACUAGUUGAUAUCCAUCAAGAUUCAUCGGAAAUCAUGAAUGAUUUACUCUCAUCUUACCAAACAAGUUUACUCGAUAUGGUCUUUUUGGGAGAUAUCGCAAAUCGUGGUAAAUUUAAUAUGAUCAUGGCUGAUCAAAUUGAUCCAUUCAUGCCUGAAUUGGAAUAUAUGGAUCGAGGAGAUUUUGAAAACGAACUGAAACAAGUACUGGGUGAUAUUCAUUGUGCGUAUGAUAUUGGUGACGACAGUGUAUUGAUUGUUGGAAGGGAUGGCAUUCUCAUUGCUGGAUCUGCGUCGAAACGUUUUGAAAAAGUCUUUAUUUCGUACUUUUCGCUCUUAUGUCGUGAAAUGUUCUUGCGUAGUUUCUUUACGCGUAUUUUUGUACUUGAAGAGCUGCUGAAGCAUAUUCGUGAGCUCAUCUUUCGAGCUAAGGAGGAUCCGCAUCAUCUUGUUACGAUUCGUGGCAAAUUGAAUCAAGCAACCAAUGACUUGAUUCUUUUUACUGAUACAAUGGGAUAUCUCCUGGAAUCGUUAGAAGUUGUGAAAAUUCCACAAAAGUCAGCAAAUGCAAGCGAAGAAGAAGAAAUGAUCUUUAGUUAUCUCGAUUUAAAAAAGCAACAUCAUGAUAUUUUAUUACGUGCUCGUGAUCUGGAGAAAUUAGUACAUGGCGCGAGAUACGAAAUUGUGAACUUAAGACAAAUGGCCGAAGUUCUUAAUACUUCGGAGCUUGAAGACAUCUUCAAACUUGUUGAAGGCAAUACAAAGGAGCUUGCUGAUUCAUCUCUAACAGUUGAACAGUGUGGCUCGUCACUUGAACUCGUGCAAGUCUUGCUAGCUGGAAGCUUUGCUUUUACUUUAUUAGAUCGAAUUCCAGGAGGAAGUUUAAAUGUCGAGAUGCCUCAAUGGGUCAACUUGACGUUUGCGAAGACAAUAAUUGAUGUACCUCUACUGUUUUUCGUUCUUAAUAUCCUUUGGAUGGUUGGUUGCGUCUAUGCGUUAAUCCGAUAUAAAAAGUCAAAGACUUAUGAUGUUGAGCAUGGACGACGAACUUUGCACAUUAAAGUCAACAAAGCAAUUGAUAUUGAUAAUUUUGAAAUCUUUCUCAAUACGCGCGUACUUGAGAAGCAAGAAAGCGUAUCUCAACUUGCAUCUGAAGUACGUCGCGUUGUAUGGAAAGAUUUUGGUCUUCAACCUUGUAGUGAUGAACGAGCUCAUCCACGCAAAAGUAUUGCUUAUGUCAAAGGAUCAGUCUCAUGGAAGCACAAAGUGAUAGAUGCUAUGAUGACUCGAUUGGAAAAAUGGCAAGCUCGAACAAAAGACAAAGUGAAUGAAAUAACUGCAGUAUCAACAGGUAAAGCAACAUCUUCUUAUGCGACUUCGGGUCUUUUAGAGUCUGGAAUACCCGUGGAAAUUGAAGUGGAGUAUGAUAGUCGUUAUGGGUUUUUACUAUUCGUUACGUUUAAAUUUCAAAUUCGAGACAAGAAACUUUCUUGCAUUCAACAGAUCCAAAAAAAAGGUUUUCAAAUGAAAGAAUGGAUUCGACAUGGAAGUCGAACAGCGACAAAAUCAAAACAAAAACCUGAUGAAAGUACUUGUCCACGCAACGAAACGCUGAUCUUGGAAGAAGAAUUGAUGAGCUGGUUUGCUAUGGAAAUGAAACAACAUGGUGUGAUCAAGAGUAUUGAUAUCUUCUUAGCGGCACUUUAA
Molecule: messenger RNA, 3597 nt
Organism: Plasmopara halstedii
Lineage: Eukaryota; Oomycota; Peronosporomycetes; Peronosporales; Peronosporaceae
Exons: 2
Coding region: 1-3597 (1198 amino acids)
Source: RefSeq, a predicted model, not a curated record